This is a messenger RNA of Fusarium mangiferae, 888 nucleotides long. RefSeq lists its product as uncharacterized. Gene Ontology annotation, cellular component: mitochondrion; cytoplasm. The record is from RefSeq and is a predicted model, not a curated record. Bases 1 to 888 code for a protein of 295 amino acids. NCBI's taxonomy places the organism in Eukaryota, Fungi, Ascomycota, Sordariomycetes, Hypocreales, Nectriaceae. Gene Ontology annotation, biological process: iron-sulfur cluster assembly. The transcript is spliced from 2 exons. Gene Ontology annotation, molecular function: 2 iron, 2 sulfur cluster binding.
AUGUUUGCCUCAAGAUCGAUAACGAGAAUCGCCCUGCGACGAGGAUGCCCCCUGAGGCAAUUCUCAACGUCGAGACCUCUCGCUGUGUCCUACCACUCAUACACUCUCCCAACACAUACCUCGACGCCUCCGAGAAACGACGACGUUCCUGAAACUUCAAUAACACAACCUGAUCCUCUUCCUAAAGUCCACGAGACACGACCUCCUCCUCAGCAACCUCAGCAUCCUCAACCACCUAAGCAACAAGAACCCGCGCCAACACAUAAUGCUACUCCCGCCACAUCGGCAUCAGCUCCGAAGCUCAGCGAAACAGAAGCUCAGAAGCCAAAGGCAGCUAGACCACGACCUAAGCUACGACCGCGCAAGGCCGCUAUGAAGUUGACACCCUCUGCGGUGGAGCAAUUGCGAGAAUUGCUGGAUCAGCCGGAACCGAAGCUCAUCAAGGUCGGAGUACGGAACCGAGGAUGUAGUGGCUUGGCCUAUCAUCUUGAAUACGUCGAUAAGCCCGGUGCUUUUGACGGGACAGUUGAGCAAGAUGGCGUCAAGGUCUUGAUUGAUAGCAAGGCGCUGUUUAGCAUCAUUGGGAGUGAGAUGGAUUAUGUUGAGGACAAGCUGAACCAACGGUUUGUGUUUAAGAACCCGAACAUCAGAGGAAUGCGGCUGUGGAGAGUCCUUCAUGGUCUAGAAUGGAGGCCACAGUUUGGUCAUCGCAUCAGUAAAGACGAAAACAAAACAUCACUCACGAGACGACGUCAUUCAUGCUUGAACGACAGGGAUCUUCUAAAAACCAUCCCGUCGUCUCAGCACAAGAGACACGAGAGUCCGGAAAUGAUCAAAGUUCAGCGAGAAACAGCAUGCAUAGAAGCAUUUGCGAGUCGCGUCUUGUAA